GUGUCCCGGGAUCGUGACGUGUAGCUAUGGAUCCCGUGCUGUACAUUGCGGCUGCCGCGCUGCUGGCAGUGGUGCUGGUGUUCGUAACCAGAAUCAGGGGGCGGGCGGAGCAAGCUGACCAGGAACAGCAGCAUAAUGUUGCCGCCACGGCAGCGGCAAGGCCUCGGCCCCAGCCAGUGGAGCGUAGGGAGGGAAUGCCGCGACCCAGGAGGAAUGUUAACAGAAUGAUGGCUCAGGCAAGAGCACGACACUUAGAGGAGGAGAGAGAAGUUGUCGAACAUGAUGAUGGUGAAGAUGCAGAGGAGUCUCCUGAACCCCAAGCACCUGGAAAAAUUGGGGCUAAAAAACAGAAGAAACUGGAAGAAAAACAAGCACGAAAAGCGCAGAGGGAGGCAGAUGAAGCAGAGCGAGAAGAGCGUAAAAAGAUGGAAUUAAAGAGAGACGAAGAGAGACGCAAAGAUGAUGAGCGGGUCAGGCUUGAGGAGGAAAAAAAGGAGGAAGAAGAGCGGAAAGCCAAGGAGGAAGAAGAGAAGAGGGAGUAUGAAGAAUACCUGAAACUAAAGGAGAGCUUUGUGGUGGAGGAGGAAGGGGUUCAGGAGUCCAUGACAGAGGAGGAGUCCCGCAGCUUCCUUACAGAGUUUAUUAACUACAUCAAGAAUUCAAAGGUGGUAAUAUUAGAAGAAUUGGGAGCUCAUUUUGGCCUUAGAGCACAGGAUGCCAUCAGCAGAAUACACGAUUUACUGGCAGACGGAUCAAUAACUGGUGUAAUUGACGACAGAGGGAAGUUCAUCUACAUCACUGUAGAGGAAAUGGCUGCUGUAGCUCAGUUUAUCAGGCAGAGAGGACGGGUCUCCAUAUCAGAACUGGCCCAAGCAAGCAACAAGUUAAUAAACCUGACUCCCGACACCAGCGUUGUUCCUCUAGAAGUUUCCUGAACAGCUGUUGAUCAUAGACUUUGUGAAUUAGAGCGGAAACUGUAUGAAAAUAGUAUCUUAAAGGUUAAUUUUCAUUAAAAAAAAUGUAUAUCAAAAUGA
This is a messenger RNA of Pelobates fuscus (common spadefoot toad), 1034 nucleotides long. It is a transcript of the gene DDRGK1, whose product is annotated as DDRGK domain containing 1. The coding region runs from base 27 to 935 and encodes 302 amino acids. Lineage: Eukaryota; Metazoa; Chordata; Amphibia; Anura; Pelobatidae. The record is from RefSeq and is a predicted model, not a curated record. The transcript has 9 exons.